Glossina fuscipes is the source of this 1700-nucleotide messenger RNA. Its product is annotated as putative inorganic phosphate cotransporter. The coding region runs from base 78 to 1553 and encodes 491 amino acids. NCBI's taxonomy places the organism in Eukaryota, Metazoa, Arthropoda, Insecta, Diptera, Glossinidae. The transcript has 6 exons. Gene Ontology annotation, molecular function: transmembrane transporter activity. The record is from RefSeq and is a predicted model, not a curated record. Gene Ontology annotation, cellular component: membrane. Gene Ontology annotation, biological process: monoatomic anion transport; transmembrane transport.
GUGUUAUUCUGGAUUAAAUCAUAUCAUAUAUAUACACACACAUAUAUAGAUAUAAAUAUAUAUAUAUAUAUGCGAAAAUGACGCAACAACCUGCUUGGGGCAUAAACCUUUCUAAAUAUUUUCUUAUACCUCAACGCGUUAUAUUGGCUAUAAUGGGCUUUUUAGCCAUAUUGAAUGCUUAUACAAUGCGUAUCAGUUUAUCAAUAGCCAUAACGGAAUUGGUUGUGAAGAAAAACCAUACAGAUAUUGACGGUGAGGCAGCAGUUUGUCUUGCAGACGAUAUGGACCAUGGAACGUCGACCGGCGGUACCUACGAGUGGUCAGAGGAAUUACAAGGUUUUAUACUAUCUUCCUUCUAUAUCGGUUAUAUUGUCACGCAUAUACCGGGGGGCUUAUUGGCCGAGAAGUUCGGUGGCAAAUGGACUUUAUCUUUGGGCAUAUUAUCAACGGCCUUUUUUACAUUGAUUACCCCAGUGGCUAUAAAAAGUGGAGGUGCUACGGCUUUGAUAAUCGUUCGCAUAUUAAUGGGCUUGGGAGAAGGAACUACCUUUCCUGCGUUAAGCGUUUUAUUGGCCCAAUGGGUGCCACUUAACGAACGCGGCAAACUUGGUGCUUUAGUAUUAGGCGGCGGCCAAGUGGGCACAAUUUUGGGUAAUCUCUUAUCUGGCGUACUUUUAGAUGCUUUCGAUUGGCCCAUAGUAUUUUAUAUAUUUGGCGGUUUGGGCGUGGUGUGGUUCAUAUUCUUUUGUUUCUUAUGCUUUAAUGAUCCCACUAUUCAUCCCUAUAUCAAACCAAGUGAACGCGAGUAUUUGGCCAAAGAAUUGGGUAGCUUGGGUCGUAAAGAAAACUUGGCGCCUACUCCCUGGAAAGCUAUUUUAACUAGCGUACCUAUGAUUGCGUUGGUUUGUGCACAAAUUGGCCAUGACUGGGGCUUUUAUAUAAUGGUAACAGAUUUACCAAAAUAUAUGUCAGAUGUCAUGCAGUUUUCUAUAAAAGCAAAUGGACUUUAUUCAUCACUGCCCUACAUUAUGAUGUGGAUUGUAUCGAUCGGUUCGGGCUUUGUCGGCGAUUGGCUAAUAACACGCAAUAUUUUAAAUAUAACUAAUACUAGAAAGAUGAUGACCGGCAUAGCGGCCUUUGGACCGGCCAUAUUUAUGGUGGCUGCCUCCUAUGCCGGCUGUGAUCGCCUGGCUGUGGUCGUACUCUUUACAAUAUGCAUGGGUUUAAUGGGCGCCUUUUACGCUGGCAUGAAACUAAGUCCACUCGACAUGAGUCCGAACUACGCAGGCACUCUAAUGGCCAUAACGAACGGUAUUGGAGCCAUUACUGGUGUAAUAACACCGUACUUAGUGGGUGUAAUGACACCAAAUGCAACCCUAUUAGAAUGGCGCACUGUGUUCUGGGUAGCUUUCGGAGUUCUCUGCGUAACUGCUUUCAUUUAUUGUAUUUGGGCCUCCGGUGAAGUGCAAGAAUUUAAUGAUCCUCCACCACGCAAAGAUCAUGAUACAGAAGAACGUGGAAAGUCUUCUGAUAAAGAAAAACAAAAGCACUAGCUAGACGCAUACUGUCGGUUGCUAAGCUUUUAAAAAAAUAACAGUAUUGCAUUUAUGGUCUUCCCGCUAAUUUAGUUCAAUUAUUUAGAUCAUUUAUUAUUUAUUUCAAUGAAAAGUUCACAGUAAGAAUUUGUGAUAUCGUUACGU